UGUGAAUGUAAGACGAAGAUUCACAAUCAUCUUGAAAACAAUUCCAUUUUAACUUCUUUCACUGAGAGUUAAACUUGCAUUUUUUUGUCAAUCAACUUCGUUUUGUGGCAUCUCUUUCUGUGCCAAUCAUGGCGAAUUCGACGGAGUGGGAAAUGGUGUCCGAGUCCGAGACUGAGGACCGACCGGGCCAAGCUGGAAGUGACGGGUACAAACCAGGCUACGAGGUACCCCUCCUGACCGUGGUUUGCCUGCUAGGCUUCACCGGUAACUUCUUGGUGUGGAUGAUUUACAGCAAGCCCAAGUAUAGAAAGUCCAACGCUGCAAUCUAUAUACUCAGUUUGGCUGCAGGGGAUAUAUUGGCUCUCGUCGUGGUCAUUUUCCACAUCACGGAGUUUUUCCCAGUCACGUGGCCCGUCCUGUGGGGUCACGAUUGGCAGUGCGCCCUCCAUCGGUUCUUUCGAUUUGUGGGCUUCAACAACACCGUGUUGACCAUGACGGCCAUCGCGGUGGACCGUUACUACGCAGUGCGCCACCCUGUGGCCUUCAAGAUCAGAUUCACCGUCAAGAGAACGAGGAUCGUUAUCGGGACUUUGUGGACGCUUUCGCUGGCUGCAGCGACACCAACCAUUUUUAUGUUUCAGAGCAUCUUUGGUGGGAGUGGCCAAGCAGUGACGUACCCAGGAAAGAUCAACUUCGCUUGCAAGCUCGUCCUUCCCUUCGGCAGGUGGUUCAAAGACUUCAAAGCCAUCUACCUGAACGUCGUCUUGUUCUACCUUCCGGUCGUCAUCACUGCCGCCCUCUACGUCCAGAUAGUCAUACACGUGUGGAGAAACAACAGGUUCGUUCGCGCCCGAAUGGGCCGGGUCCCUCACCGGAACUCCCACUGGAAGACCGCCAAAACCCUCCUGACGGUUUUCGUGGUGUACGUGGCUUGCUACAUCAUCCUCAUCACCUACAAUCUUCUGGCACCUUACGCGCCGAAUCUGUUGCCGCCGCAGUUGAAGAACGUGGGUCUGCUUCUGCCGUACGUCAACAGUUGCAUGAAUCCCAUCGUCUACUCGUUCACCAAUCCCAGUUUUCGCAAGGCAUGCUGGGAUGCGACGCGCUGUCGCCGAUUGGUCCGCUCUGACACGUCACAGACAGACGUCAUGAAAGAGGUCAACAGUUCCGCGGACGACCAUUACAUGAAAACGAAUGGCGAGGGGCUGCACAUGCCUCCACCGACAAUCUCUGUUGUCGUCGCUAACUUGUAUGUCAAAGACAAAUCGAGUCCUUAUCCCAAUCUUGAGCAGAACACAAAAAUGUAGCUUUCUUAAAAAAUGACUGUAAUUUAAUUUUUCUUUUUAAAACUACGCAAGAAGUGGAAAGUUGUAAAAUUGGCCGAAUUCAUUUUGCACAUCAUUCUGUUAUAUCGCGCGCGAGAACAAUAUACGGCCGUAUCAAAAACGGACCGCACGAACUCGUCCAAAAGUGUUCGGAGUCUAAACGGUGCAGCUACCUUUCCCAAAAUCUCUCUUGCAUUGUAAAGUAACUUGGGAAAAAUUGUAAAUAACGCUGUCUUAGUUAAGUUAUGCUUAAGCAAAGCAACAACAUAUCGUGAUUCAUUGCACGGGUAAUUGUAUGCUUAAGCGAAGCAAUUAUAUCGUGUUUCAUGUUGAUACCAUUUUGAUUUACUAUGCGUAUAUAGCAGCUACUGAUCAAGAAAACAGAGGCGAAGUCGGGUGUAAGACAUGAACAUUUUUGGACAGAUUUCUGCAGCUGAACCGACUCCUCGUCAAAGUCGACGAAGUAAAAUCCACAAAAGGCACAGAGAGAAAGACAAUUGUAAGGUUGAUAUAAGACAUUGAUGAGCAGGAUUGUUCAACUUAACUCAACAAACGUAAAUUAGUUUCUAUUUUGAGAAAAGAUUGGGUUUUUUUGGGCGAUUUCGGCCGUAAUGGAUCUGAUGUUUAUGCAAAUUCUCUGCUUACAAGUAAUGGUCGCACUUGCAAACAAAAAUUGAAAGAGCAAAAGUAAACAACAGGAAGACAAUGAAACUAAAUAACAUGGAUCUUACAGCUAUAUUGCCCGGUAUAAUAUCACAUAUUCACAAGUAUUUUGAUAUGAAAGUAUGCAAUUUGAAAUUGUAAAAACUCUAUUUUAGUAUUCAAAUCAUAAAUAUACAUAUAUCGCAAAGUAUUUUGCAAAUGAUACACUUUGGAUGAUUCCAUAUGUAUACAUGUAUAUAAUUAAACCACAUUUCCAGCUUGCACUGUAUACCUGCCAAGUUUCACAUAUUUUGCGUAGCACAUUGUUAUAGUGUCCAUCAAAAAUCUAAGCACAUUUUUUGUUCAUAAUUAUAAUUAACCAGAAACAUGCUUCCCAGUGGAGCAUCAUUAAAUUUUUACCAAUAAACAAACCCUUAUAGCAGUUUACAAGCCGACAAAUGUUGGCACUAUUUGAAAAAGGUUUUCAAUUUCAUGAAUAACACGUGUCUGAAGUAGGCAAACAAGUCUCUUGCAGUAAACGUAUCCAGGUUUUUGGUCCGGGGGUGGGGUGGGAAUGGUAAAUAUUUCUGAAAAAGUGCCCCCUUCUUAUACCGUUCUUAAACAAUGAUAUAUACAGGGUGGUGCAAAAAGAAGGAAACCCCCUUUUGGCAGCAAUU
This is a messenger RNA of Patiria miniata (bat star), 2644 nucleotides long. RefSeq names its product somatostatin receptor type 5-like. Gene Ontology annotation, biological process: G protein-coupled receptor signaling pathway. Gene Ontology annotation, molecular function: G protein-coupled receptor activity. Lineage: Eukaryota; Metazoa; Echinodermata; Asteroidea; Valvatida; Asterinidae. Gene Ontology annotation, cellular component: membrane. The transcript has 3 exons. Bases 129 to 1307 code for a protein of 392 amino acids. The record is from RefSeq and is a predicted model, not a curated record.